Molecule: messenger RNA, 3192 nt
Organism: Rhododendron vialii
Lineage: Eukaryota; Viridiplantae; Streptophyta; Magnoliopsida; Ericales; Ericaceae
Product: vacuolar protein sorting-associated protein 53 A
Exons: 24
Coding region: 332-2794 (820 amino acids)
Biological process (GO): retrograde transport, endosome to Golgi
Cellular component (GO): GARP complex
Source: RefSeq, a predicted model, not a curated record
UUUUCACUCCCAAACACCGGAUUUGAGUGGGACCAGGAUAUCAUAUCCGGGCAGCUCCAAAUCCGGGAUCCAAACAGGCCGCAAUGUUCUGUCUAUGAAACGACGCCGGUCAUAACAAACAGCUCCUGCUAUGCGCAUGUGGAGGUCCCCUUGGCCCGUACCCGUUCGUGUAGUCUCCCUCGACGGCUCGAUCCCUGGUAGCUCAGAGCGUCAGACCAACCUCACUACCAGAUCUCUCUCCCUCUCUCCCAAAAUUCAGAUCCAGAAGGCUUUCGAUUCUGUCUGUAACUGAGAGAAAAAAGUCAUCAAAUUAUUGUUCCCUUAAACAGCAAUGGACAAGUCCAGUGCUUUGGACUACAUCAACCAGAUGUUCCCCACAGAGGCUUCCUUAUCUGGUGUGGAGCCACUAAUGCAAAAGAUACAUGGUGAGAUUCGUCGGGUUGAUGCUGGAAUUUUAGCAGCUGUUCGUCAACAGAGUAAUUCAGGAACUAAAGCCAAGGAGGAUCUUGCUGCAGCUACUCGUGCUGUGGAGGAACUUAUGUAUAAGAUCCGUGAAAUAAAAAGUAAGGCUGAGCAAAGUGAAACCAUGGUUCAGGAAAUAUGCCGUGACAUUAAGAAGUUAGAUUUUGCCAAGAAACAUAUAACGACGACAAUCACUGCCCUACAUCGUCUUACCAUGUUAGUCUCUGCUGUGGAACAACUUCAAGUAAUGGCUUCAAAACGGCAAUAUAAGGAGGCAGCUGCACAGCUAGAGGCUGUGAACCAGUUAUGUAGUCAUUUUGAAGCCUACAAAGAUAUCCCUAAGAUCACUGAGCUCAGGGAGAAAUUUAAGAACAUCAGGCAAAUUCUGAAGUCACAUGUGUUCUCUGAUUUUUCAAGCUUAGGUACAGGGAAAGAGACUGAAGAAAGCAAUCUACUUCAGCAGCUUGCAGAUGCUUGCUUAGUUGUUGAUGCCUUGGAGCCAUCAGUAAGGGAGGAGUUGGUUAAGAAUUUUUGCAGCAGGGAGCUUACUUCAUAUCGACAGAUCUUUGAAGGAGCUGAACUAGCAAAGUUGGAUAAAACUGAAAGGAGAUAUGCUUGGAUCAAGCGUCGAUUAAGAACAAAUGAGGAAAUCUGGAAAAUAUUUCCUCCUUCGUGGCACGUUCCUUACUUGCUCUGUAUCCAGUUCUGCAAGUUGACAAGGACGCAAAUUGUGGAGAUCCUUGAUAAUUUAAAAGAGAAACCUGAUGUUGGGACAUUACUACUGGCGCUGCAACGGACUCUAGAAUUUGAAGAAGAGUUGGCUGAUAAAUUUGGUGCUGGCACUCGUAGUAAAGAGGCAGGGAAUGACUUUGAAGACACUGGUGAAACUAACAAUCAAGCUAUUUCAGAUAUUCGGAAGAAGUAUGAGAAAAAGCUUGCUGCACAUCAAGGAAGUGAGAGCAAAGAAAAAGAUGGACAAAAAGAUUUAUUGGUACCAGGAGCUGGGUUCAAUUUUCGUGGAAUUAUUUCAUCUUGCUUUGAACCUCACAUGGUGGUGUACGUAGAACUAGAAGAGAAGACUCUUAUGGAGAAUCUGGAAAAACUUGUUCAGGAAGAAACAUGGGAUAUUGAGGAGGGAACACAGACUAAUAUUUUAUCCAGUAGCAUGCAGGUAUUUUUGAUUAUUAGGAGAAGCCUGAAGCGGUGCAGUGCAUUGACAAAAAACCAGACAUUGUUAAAUUUGUUCAAGGUGUUUCAAAGAGUUUUGAAAGCAUAUGCUACAAAGCUUUUCACAAGAUUACCAAAAGGGGGCACUGGAAUUGUUGCAGCCGCCACGGGUAUGGAUGGACAGAUAAAGACAUCUGAUAGGGAUGAACGGUUGAUCUGUUAUAUCAUUAAUACAGCAGAAUAUUGCCACAAAACGUCUGGUGAAUUGGCUGAAAAUGUAUCCAAAAUAAUUGACCCUCAACUAGUGGAUGCGGUGGAUAUGUCUGAAGUGCAGGAUGAAUUUUCAGCUGUCAUCACGAAAGCAUUGGUAACAUUGGUGCAUGGCCUGGAGACGAAAUUUGAUGCUGAAAUGGCUGCAAUGACACGUAUUCCGUGGGCUACACUUGAAAGUGUUGGUGACCAAUCAGCGUAUAUCAACAGCAUUAAUACGAUCCUUACCAGUAGUAUUCCUGUCCUUGGACGUCUUCUUUCUCCUAUCUACUUCCAGUUCUUCUUAGACAAGCUUGCAUCGUCUCUUGGUCCACGCUUCUACCUCAAUAUUUUCAAGUGCAAGCAAAUAUCAGAAACAGGAGCCCAACAAAUGUUGUUGGACACUCAGGCUAUAAAGACCAUUCUUCUGGAUAUUCCCCCCCUUGGAAGACAGACAUCAGGAGCUUCUAACUACUCAAAAUUUGUUAGCCGUGAGAUGAGUAAAGCUGAAGCUCUCUUGAAGGUUAUACUAUCCCCUAUUGACUCUGUGGCUGAUACGUAUCGUGCACUGCUUCCUGAGGGAACACCUUCAGAGUUCCAGCGGAUUCUGGAGCUUAAGGGCCUGAAAAGAGCUGACCAGCAAAGUAUUCUAGACGAUUUUGACAAACGUGGACCAGAGAUUAGUCAACCACCCCCGGCCCCGCCAGUUCUCCUGGCUGUCCCCACCGCCCCUCCAGCCCCAACCAUUGUAAAUCCAUCUUCAGCUGGUGUUAUUGCCUCAAGAGAAGACGUGCUAACCAGAGCAGCUGCUCUUGGAAGAGGUGCUGCUACAACCGGGUUCAAGAGGUUCCUUGCCCUUACUGAAGCUGCAAAAGACCGCAAGGAUGGGCCUUUCAGGAAACUCUUCAAUCCAUGAGUGAGGAUUUGUUUUCAACCCAACUCGCUUGUUUGAGCUCCUCUUUCUUGUUUGUACAUUUUUGCCCCCUCAGUGCUGAUAUUAAUUACUGCUUUGAUUGCAUAGCAUGUAUAGGAGUGUAUAUCUAAAGAUCAUUCAGGCUUUAGCAGUUCCUGCAGGCUUCUUAUGCUUGCCCUAUUGGUCGCAAUAGACUUUACAAGCUGGAUUUGUGAAUUUGGUGAUAGAAUUGAGUAGUUACGAACCUUGGGUGAUGUUCAUAGGAAACUUGACAUCGGCACCCACCGCAUGUGAGGGGCUCAAGAUCCAACCGGUGCUUUGAGUUCAGUACGACUAUAUAUUCCGAAAAACAGUUUUUGUCUUCUGCUGAUUAAUCAAUAAAAUUGUCUCAUUGACACUUA